AUGAUGUUCUCGUUCAGGUUAAGGCUUGUGGUGUGUGUGGAACUGCACAUCCACGAGGGUGAAUUCAUCGCUAAGUUCCCGUUGAUCCCCGGACACGAGACUGUCGGUGUGGUCGCUGCCGUUGGCAAGGAUGUCAAGGGUUUCGCCGUUGGUGACCGUGUCGCUGCCGACAACAGUGAGCUCUGCAAUGAGUGCUUCUACUGCAGACGCGGACAGCCUUUGCUCUGCGAGAACUUCAAUGCCCACGGUGUCACCAUGAACGGCGGCUUCGCCGAAUACUGUGCCUAUCCCGCGGCCAAGGUCUUCAAGAUCCACAACCUCUCAUGGGUGGAUGCCACUCUCCUUGAGCCCGCAUCUUGUGCGUGUCACGGUCUUGAGAAGAUUCGCCCUAAGCUGGGCUCACACGUUCUCAUGUUUGGUGCUGGUCCCACUGGUCUGAUGCUUGCCCAGCUCCUGCGACAGAAUGGUGGCUGCAAGGUCACCAUUGCUGCUCCUGGCGGUCUGAAGAUGGACUUGGCCAAGAGCCUUGAAGCCGCGGAUGAAUAUCUGGAACUCUCUCGAUCUGACCCCGCGAAGCAGUUUGCCAAGUUGAGAGCGGAGAACCCCUAUGGAUUCGAUAUCGUUGUUGAGGCCACUGGCUCGGUCGGUAUCCUUGAGGACUCCAUCAACUAUGUCCGACGAGGCGGCACUCUGGUCGUCUACGGUGUCUAUUCCAACGCCGACCGGGUAUCCUGGCCCCCAUCCAAGAUCUUUGGUGACGAGAUUACCAUUCUGGGGUCAUUCUCAGAGACAUACAUGUUCCCUGCCACUAUUGACUACCUCGACUCCGGCAAGGUGAAGACGGCGGGCAUUGUGAACAAGACAUUCAAGCUCGAGCAGUUCGGCGAGGCCCUGCAGAGCAUCAAGGACAAGACUGCCAUCAAGGCCGCUAUUGUCUUUGAGGACGAGACUCCUGAGACCAACGGCGUUUCUGUCCCCGAGGUCGAGACCAAUGGCGUUUCUGUCCCUGAGGCUGAGACCAACGGCAUUUCUGCCCCUGAGGCUGAGACUAAUGGCACUUCUGUCACUGAGGAGCCUGUCAACGGCGUUUCUGUUCCCGAGGAGAAGGUCGAGGAAGUUCCAGCCGCAGAGGAGAAGUUUGAGGAAGUCCCAGUCGCAGCGGAGAAGCUUGAGGAUGCUCCGGUUGCUGAGGAGAAGGUUGAGGAUGCACCCGCUCCCGAAUCCAAGGCAGAGGAGAAGGCCGCCGAGAAGACCGAAUAA
Messenger RNA from Ilyonectria robusta, 1260 nucleotides. RefSeq names its product chaperonin 10-like protein. Gene Ontology annotation, molecular function: oxidoreductase activity; zinc ion binding. The record is from RefSeq and is a predicted model, not a curated record. The coding region runs from base 1 to 1260 and encodes 419 amino acids. The transcript is spliced from 8 exons. Lineage: Eukaryota; Fungi; Ascomycota; Sordariomycetes; Hypocreales; Nectriaceae.